Drosophila willistoni is the source of this 643-nucleotide messenger RNA. RefSeq names its product phosphatidylethanolamine-binding protein homolog F40A3.3. The record is from RefSeq and is a predicted model, not a curated record. The transcript has 2 exons. The coding region runs from base 36 to 554 and encodes 172 amino acids. Lineage: Eukaryota; Metazoa; Arthropoda; Insecta; Diptera; Drosophilidae.
UCAGUGGAGCAUAGAACCUGCAAUAGAACACAAACAUGGAGAAAAUCGAUUUUAUCGACGUAAAGCCUUCAGCUAAGGCCACCAUUUCGUAUCCCUCUGGAGUUGAGGUCGAUUUGGGCAAAGAGUUGACUCCCACUCAGGUUAAGGAUCAGCCCACAGUUACCUGGGAAGCUGAUGCUGGCUCCCUGUACACUCUUCUGUUGCUUAACCCAGCUCCUCCAGUCCGAGAAGAACUGAAAUUCAAGGAGCUUUUGCACUGGGCUGUUAUCAAUAUUCCCGGCAAUAAGGUAGCCGAUGGUCAGGUUCUGGCGGAAUAUAUUGGAUCAGUUGCCCAAGAGGGUCUAGGCCUGCUUCGUUAUGUGUUCCUGGUGUUCAAGCAGACCGAAAAAAUCACCACUGAUGAACUAUUGCCUAAAGGAAUCCGAGAUCUCCGCCGCGUUAUUAAAACUCGUGACUACAUUGCAAAGUAUAAUUUGGGUGCUCCAGUCGCGGGAAACUUCUUUGAAGCCCAAUACGAUGAUUAUGUUCCCAUUCUCCAAGCCCAGUUGAAGUAAGAUUUGAAAACUACCGCUUGUACUUUAUUUUGGUAAAAUUUAACAGAUGCACUAAGAAAUUAAAAUAAAGAAUUACAAUUUUGAACUAA